Molecule: messenger RNA, 2535 nt
Organism: Penicillium soppii
Lineage: Eukaryota; Fungi; Ascomycota; Eurotiomycetes; Eurotiales; Aspergillaceae
Product: ATP-dependent metallopeptidase FtsH/Yme1/Tma family protein
Exons: 3
Coding region: 1-2535 (844 amino acids)
Biological process (GO): mitochondrial protein processing; protein-containing complex assembly
Cellular component (GO): m-AAA complex; membrane
Molecular function (GO): ATP binding; metalloendopeptidase activity; zinc ion binding
Source: RefSeq, a predicted model, not a curated record
AUGGCCAGCUUGCUCCGUCGGCCAGGCAAUCUCGCUAACUACUCGAGGAAAGCCGCGGAAUUCACCGGUCGCACGGGACUAGCCUCUGUGCGUGCACAACAAUCAAGACUCUCAUCUCUUAUAUCACACCGCGCUAGAACCUACUCCACGCAAGGUCCCGGUCGCCCGACACCAGACAACAAGGAUGGACACAACGAUCAGAACGAGGCACAGAAGCCUAAGUCUGUUCUGAGUGAUUCGGAAUUGAAACGCGUGGAUGAAUGGCUGGAGGGUAUGGAUGAGGUGCGACGCACCCAGGUUCGGUCCUGGCUCAUGAAGAAUGGUCUUCCCGAGGAAGUAAAGCAGCACCUCGACCCGAACCACCCCCCAACCUUGAUGGACCGUGUUAGGAUGAUGCGAUUCUUGUGGAACGUUACGACCUCGGACGAAACAAUCGCCAAGCUACAAGAGAAGGACAAGCAGGACGGUAAUUCGUUCAGCUUCUUCUCUGAUAAGCCGCAGAGACAGGACCAAGAACCGAAUAAGGAAAACAACCAACAACCUAGUGGACAAUCGCCAAAGGACCCCAAGGAGGAUAAAGACUCCAAGAACAAUGCCCCUAAGAAGGAGGAGCAAGGAAAGAAAAAGCAGGACGACAAGAAGGGCAAGGUGCCCCCGAACAUGGGCAAGGUCUUCGAGUUCCGUUUCGAUCCCGCUUCUUUCUUGAUUACCUCUCUUAUCACAUACUACGCCUACCGCAGCAUCUUCCCCGGCGAGUCUGCCGGCAGGGAAAUCACCUGGCAAGAAUUCCGAGCGGACUACCUGGAAAAGGGCCUCGUUGAGCGACUGACCGUCGUGAACCGUAACAAGGUUCGCGUCGAUCUCAGACGUGAAGCUGCUGCUCAGGUCGAUGCAAAUGGUCAAUCCGCUACCAGUGUCUUCUUCAGUAUUGGUUCUGUGGACAGCUUUGAGAUGAAACUCGAGGCUGCGCAGUAUGAACUAGAGAUUCCAUCCGAUGAACGUAUCCCUGUCGCCUAUCACGAUGAAACCCCCUGGGGUGGUGUCUUGAUGUCCUUUGCUCCUACUGUACUCUUCCUUGCUGGUAUCUUCUGGAUGUCGCGCCGUGCUGGUGGUGGCGGCGGCGGCCAGAGUGGAAUUUUUGGCAUUGGAAAGAGUCGCGCCAAACGCUUCAACCACGAGACCGACAUUAAGACAAAGCCCCCCGGUACUGGUAAAACACUGCUCGCAAAGGCCACCGCUGGUGAAUCUGGCGUGCCCUUCUACAGCGUCAGUGGUUCCGAAUUCGUCGAAAUGUUUGUCGGUGUUGGUCCGUCUCGUGUCCGCGAUCUGUUCGCCAAUGCCCGCAAGAACACUCCCUGUAUCAUCUUCAUUGAUGAAAUUGAUGCUAUUGGAAAAUCCCGCGCCAAGUCCAACGUUGGUGGCGGAAACGAUGAGCGUGAAAGUACCCUCAACCAGAUUCUCACCGAAAUGGAUGGUUUCAAUACCUCCGAACAGGUCGUCGUUCUGGCCGGUACCAACCGACCGGAUGUGCUCGACAAGGCUUUGAUGCGUCCUGGACGUUUCGACCGACACAUUUCCAUCGACCGUCCUACCAUGGACGGCCGUAAGCAGAUCUUCCGCGUUUACUUGAAGAAGAUUGUCACCGAUGAGAACCUGGAGUACAUGGAAGGCAGACUCGCAGCUUUGACUCCUGGAUUUGCUGGUGCUGAUAUCGCUAACUGUGUCAACGAGGCAGCUCUUGUUGCUGCUCGUGAGAACGCCGACAAGGUCAUCAUGAGACACUUUGAGCAAGCUAUCGAGCGUGUGAUUGGUGGUUUGGAGAAGAAGUCCCUUGUGCUCUCCCCCGAGGAGAAGCGCACUGUCGCCUACCACGAGGCCGGUCACGCCAUUUGCGGUUGGUACUUCAAGUGGGCCGACCCACUUCUCAAGGUCUCCAUCAUUCCUCGCGGACAAGGUGCCCUGGGCUACGCUCAAUAUCUUCCCGCAGGCGGUGACACUUACCUGAUGAAUGUCAACCAAAUGAUGGACCGCAUGGCCAUGACCCUGGGUGGUCGUGUCAGUGAGGAGCUUCACUUCGACACCGUGACCAGCGGUGCCAGUGACGACUUCAACAAGGUUACUCGCAUGGCUACUGCAAUGGUCACCAAGUUCGGCAUGUCCUCCAAGCUUGGAUACAUCUACUACGAGGAUGACGCGCAACAACAGCUUCACAAGCCCUUCUCCGAAGAUACCGCCCGCUCUAUCGACCUCGAGGUGCGCCGUAUCAUCGAAGAAGCUCACACUCAGUGCCGCGAACUUCUGACCGAGAAGCGGAAGGAGCUUGGUAUCGUUGCUGAGGAGCUUUUGUCCAAGGAGGUCCUAGGCCGUGACGACCUCAUUCGUCUCCUUGGCCCUCGUCCUUACCCCGAGUCCGGCGAAUUCGCCAAGUACUUCGACGGUAAGGGUGGACAGACCAUUGCCCCGCCUGACCACCAGGGUCCUGAGCAGACUUCUGGCAAGGAUGGCCGGGACGAGACUCCUCUUCCUCCUUUAUAG